Caenorhabditis sp. 36 PRJEB53466 is the source of this 5293-nucleotide messenger RNA. NCBI's taxonomy places the organism in Eukaryota, Metazoa, Nematoda, Chromadorea, Rhabditida, Rhabditidae. The record is from the annotation of a GenBank genome assembly.
AUGACCGUCACUGUCGGCGCACUUCUCUCGAUUGGGCUGCUUCUUUUGUGCGUCGUCGGCGUCGCCGAUGCGGAACGCCCGAAAAUCAAGGAUACGCACGGAAAUUUGCUCGUCAAGAUCAGGUCAGUUCGCCAGUGAAUCGGAUAAUCCCCGGUGCUCGGAAAUCUGGGGUGACGACGUGGCAACGUUGUAGUCUUCUAGCUACUCAGAUUUCUGACCAUCCGCCUAAAAAUAGAAGAAAGCGGCGGCGGCGGCGCGGCUCUGGCCGAGAAAGGAGGGAGAAAAGAAAGAAAAAGAUGAAGGGAGGGGGGGAAUUGAGCUGGAAGGAAUGGGUUCUAAAAUCAUUGUGGGAGGGACCGGAUAGAAGGUCCUCAACUUUAAAUCUAUCCAGUCUAAUCUUACAUUGCCCUAACCAACCGUACUCGGGACCCUGACGUCCGUUAGAUCUAAAACUCCUCUGAUUUGACGAUUUCACUUUCAAGUUCGCUUUUCAAAAAAGUCUCCUUACCGUUUCAGAAAAGUGCCAAAAUCUCAGAGCUUGGUGCACUUCUCGUUUAGAGAUAGACUCUACUUCCCGCCAGCUUAUCACACAUGUUUGCCACGUCGUCGUCGUCCAUGAUGACGUGGCACCCACAAAGACGUCCCAAACGAGGAAAAGUUCUCGGAUUACUUCUACUGUUGUGUCGACGGACGGAAGGGGGCCAAAUAUCAAAUAUCCGUUUCUACUCUAACCUCUUUCGGUCUUUAGCGCUUUUCUAGACGAUCCGAAAAGGACCAGGCUCAGCUGGUAUCAUCCUGGAUCCAAAAAAACCAACUCCAAGUCCCUGGCACUUUAAAAAAGCGUUCUGGAUGGUCUGAAAAGGAGCACGCCUUGAUUUUCAUACAAUUGCUCGACCAACUUGAGAAAUUAGGUCCAACCUUCUUGGUCCGUCCUCAUCAGUCCCUGGUCCAAACCGGCUUUCUGAGGGAUCUGAAAAAGACCAGAGCCCUUCUUAUAAUGUACUCUUGAUAUCAUCAAUGCUUCAACGCGAUCGGCCCCGUAAAUUAAUCCAUUAGGUGUCCAAAUCUCGCUUCUCGCCGCUCAAAAUGUGCGCCGGUCAACACGUACUUGUUUGUUUUCUACGCAAUUUUUUCCGCGCGCGCGCGCGCGACGAAUUGAUGCAAUUUUUGUGGGGCGUAUGUGCCCCCCCCUCUUCUCUCUUUUUCUCGCGCGCCCGCGCACUCAAAAAAUGUUUGUUUGCCAUCAGCCCUCUGUCCAAAUUUUUUGGCGUUUUGCCCUCCCGCCAAAUUGGUGCCACUGGCCGACGACGGAUAAACAGAUAAAUAGUAGUAGUAGUGGUGGAGGAAAGGGGGGAAACGGAAGAAGAAGAAGAAGGAGAAGAAGAAGAAGAAGGAAAAGGAGAUGUGCUCCUUUAAUUUCCGGCCACCAAAGCCCUUCUCUCUUCCGGCGGAUAGAUCAAUUUCAGUGAUAACCUCUCUUCGGAGCACAACAACAAUUCCGAGAGAGUCUGUCUAAAUAUUAUGAUGAUGAUGACCGACAAGUGUCAUCGACACACCGGCUCAAGGAGCAACAACACAAACAUUCGGCGAAGAGGAAGUUACUUGUAUCCAUCCAUCACUCUUAAGGGAUUUGGGCAUCAAGUGGACUUACCGUUUCAUGAUGUCAUCAAAUGCUUGAUAUAUCAAUACUAGUGUGAUAUCUGCGGACGAAAAGAAGGAAAAUCUUGAAGCGUAACAAUUACCUUUCAUUCAAAACGAUUUAUCUCAGCUGCCAGGGGAGACAUCGACAAGUAGUCAACUGAAACAAUGUUAUUUAUAAAGUUGUGGCUAUUUUGUCAGUUGACCACGUGUUGAUAUCUCCCCUGGCAGCAGAGAUACAUCGUUUUGAAUGGACGGUAUUGGGUUUUCUUUGUUUUUCCCGACGAUGUACCGCAUGGAAGCUGCCUGGCUUCAAUGAGCUACAGUAGUCCUAAGGGACCACAAAUAUAAAGUACUAGGCAUAAAGAAGAUGUACAAAAGUUUUUAGAGUGGUAUAUUCACUAUUAGCUUCACAAUACACGCUCAAAGUUUGAUCAUCUCAAAAUGAAAACGUCGCUACUGUUGCUACUGUUUCAAGAAUUUGAUAAAGUCACAAUGAGAUCGCAUAUUCUUCAAUACUACAUCAUGCAUUUUGCCGAUCUCAUUUCAGCGACAUCCCGAUCGGAUCGUGCGGCGACGACUCCUACUUUGGGCUCGGAAUCAUGGACGGCGGACUCGAGGAGUGCGACAGAUGGAACUCGGAGACGUUGAACGCCGAGUACGAGGAGCACAAGUGCAAGGUGCUCCGUGUGCACGCCUCGCUCAAGAACGGAAAGUGCACUUGUGACGAGAAGUGGAAGGGUUCGUUACUGUUUCGUUCGCAUCACAAACGCUUUCGCUCUUUUCCGCUCUUUCGAUUUACUGAUUCAACUGUCGCGCUUCUUGUUUUCCUACGGAAAUUUACACAAAACCUCGCAUAAAUCUCGUUGAAAGAAGAAACUUGAUGGACGAAAACUCAUCGCCGAAAGUUAUUCAUCAAAAUUUAACGGCCUUCUCUCCGGCGCCAGAUGUUCUUUUGCCUCCUCCUUCUUCUUCUUCUUCUUCUCAUGAAAUAUGCUCUCAUCUCUCGUUUCAGGACCGAUUUGCAACGAAUACAUUGGCUGCGGCGCCGGCGAGACUCUCUUCGGCACUUCGUGAGUGAAUAAUCCGAUUGUUCAGCACACGAAAUGAACAGUGAAAAGAAAGGAGGGGAAAAAAAGAGGGAAAACGGGAGGGGUGACACAAUUCAUUUCGACAGCUGCAAUUGAGUAUUUAUAUGCGCAGGUGGUUGGUUGGUCGGUCACUGCACACAAAUGGAAUGAAACAAUUGGGGAAUGGGAAACAUUCAUGAGUCCUAUUCGUACUGAAAUUAUCAUAAAAGUCCGGUUUUUGACAGUUUGGUGGAACAGUACAACGUUUUUACCGUUAAAACUGCGAUGCCGCUCAUUCAAAGCGAUGUAUCUCAGCUGUCUCUGGAGAUAUCGAAAAGUGGUCAAGUGACAAAAUAAACAGAAUUUUUUGAUAAUCAAUUUGUCAGUUGACCAUUUUUUGAUAUCUUUACUGGCAAUCGAGAUAUGCCGUUUUGAAUGAACGGUAGCAUCAAGUACCGAAGGGUUACGGUUUCAUAACGUCGUCUUAAGACGUCUUGUAUUCAUUGGAAACAUUUUGUAGCAACAUGUGGCUAACUUUUCUGUCUUCCAAUUUAUUCGUUACUGACAACAAAAAGAGGCUCAAAGCCUUCAAAACGAUAACGCUAUUGUAAUAAUCGUUAAGUUUCUGACUAUUUCGAACAUAAACGACGGAAUUGUCGUGAGAUAUUGUAGGCAUGUUGAAACUGUGAAUAGCAUUCAAAUUUGAAUUGGCGCCCAAAAGAUAGUCGUCUACGACUUCGUGAUUUGUCAAUGUAAAACAUUUGUGUUUCAAUUAGGAGACAAUAGUCUGGUGAGACAACUUUGCAACAUUGUUACCUUGUCUCUUUUUAAGAACUUCUUCAGGUACGAUUCCAUGAGAACUCCUAUGUUAGCUGUUAACUUUGAACUGGACACUUUUCCGUUUCAUUUUUCCACUCACUAAAAAAGUUUGCUCUGUUUCAAAACGUUCAUUUCUUGGAAGUAACUUGCUUCCAUUUCGAUGGUAACGAUAAUUCAAUUAUUGACGGUUCCAGAGUAUCCAAAAGCUUUUAUUAGGGCCUGAACUGUGCUGAUCAACUUUUCCUGAGACUCACUCGUCAAUUCUGGCUCUUUCAGCUCUUCAUGAAGUAUAUUCAUUAUGUUUUGAUCCCACUCAAAAGACACAUAAACGACAACGCGAAAAGACGUUCGACACCUGUUCCCUCUCUCUUUUCGGAUCGUUUCCUCAUCACAUCCAAAUGUUUCAUUCUUUCGUUCAAACGGGAUUUGUGAGGCAGCAGACAACGUACAUACAAAUGGCAAAGAAAACCGAAAAAGCGAAGAGGCAAGGUGUUGAAGGACAUUCCGGAUUUGUCAACUUUUGAAUCUUUCCCUUUUCUCUCUCAAAAAUUGACGAGGAAGCGGCGAUCAGCGGGAUUCAAAUUUAUUGCCAAAAGAUCUUUGCAGAACCUGAGAAGAUACUAUGGACUUGUUGAAACUGGGAACAUGUACCUUUAAAAACGGCACCCCAACACAGUCUAUUUGAGAUGAUGUAUCUCGGCUACCUGUAGAGAUAUCAUAAAGUGGCCAACUGAUAAAAUGUACACAAAGUUUUGAUGAGCAAUUCAUUAGUUGACAACUUUUUGAUAUCUCCAAUGGCAGCUGAGAUAUACUGUGCUGAAAAAAGGUUUUCGCGCUGAAUUUGCAUUUGUAAGACUUGUGCGGUAGCAAAAUAUCGAAAAUUGAUUAAGUAUUUAUUGAAUUUUCCAUAAUAGCUGAGCAAAAUACGAACGUGUUGAAACUGGAAAGUGGAGAGUUUUCUAUGGAAAUAGUUCCAUAAGGGUAGUCCAAAAGGCAUUAUUCUUGAUUCCAGAUGCACACCGCACAUGUGCCAUCACAACGGAACGAUCGCGGUCGGCAAGAAAGAGAUCGAGUGCAUUUGCCCGCCGCCGUGGGACGGCCGUCUCUGCGAGCGUCUCGCGUGCUGGCGCAAGACCAUCCCGACCCAGCAGCACCGGUAUCGCAACAAUGGGGACCACUGCGUCUGCGGAAACCACUACACCGGCGAGCACUGCGACGUCGUCAAGUCGUGCCUCAACAACGGAAAACUCGAGAACGGCGCGUGCAAGUGCGGCGACGGAUGGCACGGCGAACUGUGCGACAAGAGGUGCCCCAAGGGACACUUGACGUGAGUCGCUUUUAAAAAGAUAUCGACAGAAAUGUUUAGUUAUGAUGACAGCGAAACAGUGCGCAAUUGAUUUCCAUUAUUUUGAGCGUUGUCUAAUAUUCUAGUAUUUCUAUUCAAACUUUAACUGUUUCAUCAAGCUCACGAAUAGUUGAUUUUCUCUCGCAUUGGAUCCGCAACUAGCAAAACAAGCUGAAGAAUCAUCGAGUUUCUGUAAAUGCAAUAGAAGUCAAGAACAGUUCCCACAGUGCACUUUGUCCAUUCCGUUUUCGAUUCGAACCUCUUGAGCCCGUCUAAAGUAGCCAAUUAGCGGGCGGCCGGAAGUGCUCGCUCAUUUCUUCCAUAUUGUGUCCCUAAUUAGUGGCCUUCUUGCAGGUGUUCCACGUGCUCCUCCUUCAUCUCCGCCCUCCUUCUCGCCGUCGUCGCUCUUCUCGGAUUCUGA